Xenopus laevis (African clawed frog) is the source of this 2982-nucleotide messenger RNA. RefSeq names its product calcium channel, voltage-dependent, gamma subunit 3 S homeolog (gene cacng3.S). The record is from RefSeq and is a predicted model, not a curated record. The coding region runs from base 1313 to 2266 and encodes 317 amino acids. The transcript has 4 exons. NCBI's taxonomy places the organism in Eukaryota, Metazoa, Chordata, Amphibia, Anura, Pipidae.
AGAUGAUUAGCUCCCCCAGUCUCACAGAGCUCGUUGCCCCUUUAAAGGAGACCUGCCUCCUCCAGAGCCUAAUUGUCUCUGCAUCAGUAGCUUCAGCCUGUGCAUAAUGAAAUCCUGAGUGGCAGAAGACUGGAGCUUAUUUGAGGCGCUGGAAUCUCCUCACUAUCACAGAAAGGGGUCAGUGAAUGAAAGAGGGAAGAAGGGAGAGACUGAGAAGAAGGGAUAAUAAGGGGUAAGGGGCAAAUGACCAGCAGAAUCAAAUCCAGAGGGACAAGAGAGGAAGAGGCUGCUGGAAAGGGAAGAUUGGGGGACAGAGAGGGGAUUAUUCGGUGCAGGGUCUGGAGGGAAUUUAUAAGGAGGGAGAAAGAGGUGAAUGAGAGAGAAGCUAAAAUGAAUCAGACACGUGCGUGUGGGAUAUUUGUGGAGAGGAGGUGGAUGUAGAAAUCAUAUAAGAAGGGGCUCAGCUUUGCGCAUGGGGGUUACAAGGAAACCUCUCCAGUCAUUAGUGGGAAGAGAAUUGGGGAUGAGACACAGGAGGGAGAAACUUUCUGAGGGAGAUUAAAGGACUUGGAAAAGCUGAUUGUGGAGCAGGAGACACUCACGUCUGAAUAACAUGGAGAGGAAGGAAGAAGGAGUCGUACAGAAUCAUUUGCUGACAAUGAACUCGCCAUUGGGCUCCAUAAGACUCAGCAGCCAGGGAAAGCGGCGAUCUCAAGUCCUACAAGUGAGCAGCGACUGAACAGACUUUACUGGUUAAAGGAGAAGCGUCCGAUCUGGUUGUACCCGGCUGCAGAAGGUCAGCGCUGGGGUAAAGCCGGGAGAGCGGCCGGGGUUAUAACGAGGCAGAUAAAGCGCUCGAUCGCUGUAGCGGAGUCAAUGGGACACUCGGGCUUCUCUAUCGCUGAGCGCGGGCGGGAGCUGUUCCUUCAGCACCACUGAGUGGAACUUACACAACGCUCGGCUACAGCGGCGGUUAUGAGCUGUUCCUUCAGCACCACAAGCUUUCUAGGUCAGGAUCUACAUCACUGGGACAAGGAACUACAUUCCACUGAUUAAAACAUUGGCUGGGCUGCCCUGGGAGGUUUAGGUUGGACAGUAUUAACCCAAGGUCACAUCCCCAAGGAGCCUCAUUGCUUCCAAAUACAAUUACUCACAAUUUGCCCGUGUUAUUUAUUUAUUUGUGAUUUUAUUUUUUUUGAUUCCAUUACAUCACAGACUAUAAGGGACUCCUAAUCCCCCAUCAGAAUCCUAAUCCACCACAACCCACCCAAAUGUUCCUCUGUAGCUUCAGGCUCCACUACAAUGCUCCAGUAUGAGGAUGUGUGAGCGAGGAGUUCAGAUGUUAAUCACCACCGUGGGGGCCUUUGCAGCUUUCAGUCUGAUGACCAUCGCAGUGGGCACCGACUAUUGGCUCUACUCCCGGGGGGUCUGCAAGGCGAAGUCCACCAAUGACAAUGAGACCAGCAAGAAGAAUGAAGAAGUCAUGACCCACUCGGGUCUGUGGAGAACCUGUUGCCUUGAAGGAGCCUUCCGUGGGAUGUGCAAGAAAAUCGAUCAUUUCCCGGAGGAUGCAGAUUAUGAACAGGACACGGCGGAAUAUUUACUGCGUGCUGUUCGGGCUUCCAGUAUCUUCCCUAUCCUGAGUGUGGGCCUCCUGUUCUUUGGUGGUCUCUGUGUUGCUGCCAGUGAGUUCUAUAAGAACAAGCACAAUGUUAUUCUGAGUGCGGGGAUCUUCUUUGUUUCAGCAGGUUUGAGCAACAUCAUUGGUAUCAUCAUUUACAUCUCAGCCAAUGCUGGAGACCCCGGGCAAAGCGAUUCCAAGAAAAGCAACUACUCUUAUGGCUGGUCCUUUUAUUUUGGAGCCUUGUCGUUCAUCAUCGCCGAGAUGGUCGGGGUGUUGACUGUGCACAUGUUUAUAGAGAAGCACCGGCAAAUCAGAGCCAAAUCUCACUCUGACCUGUUCAAGAAAUCUGCCUUUUCCCGCAUCCCCAGCUACCGAUAUCGAUUCCGCAGGCGUUCCAGCUCCCGAUCCACCGAGCCUAGAUCCAGGGACCCGUCCCCUGUGGGCAAAAGCUUCAACCCCAUUCCCGCUAGUGACAUUUCCCUUUACACACUGACCUCCCGUGACCCCACCAAGGUGACUGUGGGCUCUCUGUUAAAUUCAGAUAGAGAACACGGCUUCCUACAGGUCCACAACUCACUUUCCAAGGAUUACAAAGAUUCUAUCCAUAAUAAUUCUUCCAACAGGCGCACCACUCCUGUCUGAAGGUGCUCCUCACUGAAGAAAGAGCCAUACAAAAACCUGGAAGGACAAAGCAUGAGCGUCUAACCAAGUCCAUCACAUGUAUGGUCUUCUCCACUCAGCCUCUUGAGAAGAGGAGAAUGCCCACAAUAAACAUUCUGUGAAAUUAUAUUCAAUCACCAGAAUAGGCAUUUAGGUAGGAAGAAUGAUUAAUGUCAGUAGGUGCUGGUGUCCUGCUAUGGAGCUAUAGGAACAUCAUGAUGUUCUUUUGGUCUACAUGAAUAUUACUGGGGUCAUCUGUAGACAGGAUAUUCCUACAAUAUAAUAAUGCAAGUAGGACAAUGGGUUUAUGUUUAUCACUUUCUUUAUCCAGUUGAGUAGAUUUAAUCUAAACCUGUCCUUAGAUAUUAUCUAAUUAUUCUGUAGUUAUUUUCAGGGGCACUUCUAGGCUUUUUGCCACCACCUUUUACCCCAGCGCAUACCUCUUCUUCUGUAGGACCAGUUAGAGGGGCGGGAUCACUAGUGUAGAGAGUCCGAUAAGAGCCGAAUAUCUGCUGUUUAAAGGAGACCUGUCACCUAAAGAAAUUAUUCCACAUUUUAAUUUAUGAUGGUAAAACCAAGCAAAAUACAUUUCAAUGAUUAAAAUCUUGCGUUCAUUGGAAUUAGAAUUCACAAUCACAGCAGACAGGCAGGCAGGACCGCCAUCAGAAAUCGCAUGGCCCCAUACAACAAAAUUUCCU